Molecule: messenger RNA, 1167 nt
Organism: Aspergillus puulaauensis
Lineage: Eukaryota; Fungi; Ascomycota; Eurotiomycetes; Eurotiales; Aspergillaceae
Product: protein kinase domain-containing protein
Exons: 1
Coding region: 1-1167 (388 amino acids)
Biological process (GO): signal transduction; protein phosphorylation
Cellular component (GO): cytoplasm
Molecular function (GO): protein kinase activity; ATP binding
Source: RefSeq, a predicted model, not a curated record
AUGGCGACUCAUACACCCAUGAUACUAUCUAUCUCCACCAAGCCCCAGAAUGGCACUGCCACCGUGCCAGGGCUUGGCCUUACGCCUCCAGUAACCCCGACCUCAGACGACUGCAACCCCUCGGAAGCUUGCGCAGGCAGCUCCACGUCGCAUGCUGUGGCGGACUCGAGUCCCCCGCAGUUUUCUGAUGAGCUGGAAUACCAGCGCGACGAGAAAGGUCGCCCCAUCUCAUUUGGUAGCGGUGCUUGGAGCGUCGUCUACAAGGCCUUCGCCUCGCCUCGUGCGAGUAACCCUACUCGCCCAAUUACGCCCCCAGGCUCACCCGCCCCGGCGGGUCGCUUGGUGGCUGUCAAAACGCCAGGCAGAGGAGAUGCGCGGCAUAUUCUGCACGCAGAAGCCGUCACCCUCACUCGCGCCAGCUCUGUACCCGACUCAGAGCAUUACAUUGUACCAUUCCACGGCUACAUCACGGACUCUGCUUCCAUCGUCAUGCCGGCAAUUCCUCUAUCUUUAUCCACCUAUAUUGAAGACAAGGCACUCCUCGCCCGCCAAAACUUCAGCACAAGAACCAUGCUUGAUCCCGUCCUAGGGCCAGCCCAGUGGUAUGACCUCGCCAAGAAGCUCAUUACCGGUUUAUCAUGGCUCCAUUCCAACGCACAAAUCGUGCACGGCGACAUCAAGCCACAUAACAUCCUCCUCCAGCCGCGUACGUCCCUCGACAACGACAUGGACCCGGCAGAGUUCCCGUAUGAACCACUACUUGCCGACUUCUCAUCCUCCUACUCAAUCACUGCCUCGAAAAAACCAACAGGCACUGCUCUCUCAGCCGUCACACCCCCCUUCACGGCUCCGGAACUUCUUCGCAACCUAUCCUCGCCAGAUGCCAUCCCCACCCCGGCGUCAGACGUCUUCUCCCUCGCCGUCACCCUCCUCGCUGCUGCAACAGGCGAUCUCCUCAUCUACUCCGGCUUCAAUGGCCCCCAGCGUCUGAUGCGCGCAAAGGACGGUCACCUCGUCAUCGACUUCGCCCGGUCCGGCAACAACGGCUCGCGCGUCCCUAAGAACGGAACAGUCGAGAAUAUCAUCAAGCCUGCCAUCGCUAAGGACCCCGCUGAGAGGGUAGUCCCUAGUGCGUGGCUGAAACUGGCUGAGUCUGUUGGGGCGUAG